Molecule: messenger RNA, 1152 nt
Organism: Emericellopsis cladophorae
Lineage: Eukaryota; Fungi; Ascomycota; Sordariomycetes; Hypocreales; Bionectriaceae
Exons: 3
Coding region: 1-1152 (383 amino acids)
Biological process (GO): proteolysis
Molecular function (GO): serine-type endopeptidase activity
Source: RefSeq, a predicted model, not a curated record
AUGCGUUCCGCCACUCUCCUCGCCCUCCUCCCCCUGGCGCUGGCCGCCCCCUCCAUGACCAAGCGCGAGUCGCCCGCGCCCCUGCUCGUGCCCCGUGGCGCCGACGUGGUCCAGGACAAGUUCAUUGUCAAGUUCAGGGACGACAUUCUGUCCACCAACGCCGUCGGCGCGGCCAUCGCCUCCAUCAAGGCCGACGCCGACUACCAGUACGCCAAGGCCUUCCGCGGCUUCGCCGCCACCUUGACCGCCGAGGAGCUCGAGAACCUGCGCAACGACCCGACCGUCGACUACAUUGAGCACGACGCCGUCAUGUCCAUCUCCGCCACCCAGACAAACGCCCCCUGGGGCCUCGCCCGCAUCUCCUCCGCCUCCCCCGGCGGCACCACCUACACCUACGACGACGCGGCCGGCGCCGGUACCUGCGCCUACAUUGUCGACACGGGCAUCGACACGAGCCACCCUGACUUUGACGGCCGCGCCACCUUUGCCGCCAACUUUGUCGACUCCAACAACGGCGACCGCCAGGGCCACGGCACCCACGUCGCCGGCACCGUCGGUGGCACCACCUUUGGCGUGGCCAAGAAGACCAGCCUCUACGCCGUCAAGGUCCUCGGCGACGACGGCACCGGCACCAACUCGGGCGUCAUUGCCGGCAUGGACUACGUCUCCGACGCCGACGACGACUGCCCCAGCGGCUCCGUCGUCAACAUGUCCCUCGGCGGCGGCUUCUCGAGCGCCGUCAACUCGGCCGCCGCCGGCAUUGUGAGCUCGGGCAAGUUCCUCGCCGUCGCCGCCGGCAACGACGGCGUGGACGCCCGCAACGCGUCCCCGGCCUCCGAGGCCUCGGCCUGCACCGUCGGUGCCACCGACAUUGACGACGUGCUCGCCUACUUUUCCAACUACGGGUCCGUCGUGGACGUCCUGGCGCCUGGUGUCGAUAUCCUCUCCGCCAAGCCCGGUGGCGGCUCCCAGUCCCUCAGCGGCACCUCCAUGGCCUCGCCUCACGUCGCCGGUCUCGCCGCCUACCUCCUCGGCAACGGCGCCAGCGCCUCGGGCCUCUGCAGCAGCAUUGCCUCCUCGGGCCUCGAGGGCGUCAUCUCCAGCGUGCCCAGCAGCACGACCAACAUUCUCAUCAACAACGGCAACCAGUAA